This is a messenger RNA of Achroia grisella, 1271 nucleotides long. Its product is annotated as protein rolling stone-like. The coding region runs from base 20 to 856 and encodes 278 amino acids. Gene Ontology annotation, cellular component: membrane. Lineage: Eukaryota; Metazoa; Arthropoda; Insecta; Lepidoptera; Pyralidae. The transcript is spliced from 4 exons. The record is from RefSeq and is a predicted model, not a curated record.
ACUGUAACGACAAAGUAACAUGGGUGUUGUGAAAAAAUAUUUUAAAGAGCAAAUGCAAUGGAGGAAUCUAGGACUAGAUUAUACUGAACCACCGGACUUUUAUCUUAGUGCUUGGCAAAAGAACAGGUCAGCACUGCCACUUAUGAUAUUCCGUGCAAUAUUAUUCCUUACUUCUCUUGGAAUAUUAUUGUAUUCUAUAAUCACAUACUCAAUAAGUGGAAUAGUUGGGUAUUGGUUUAUUUACCUAACCCAUUGGGGACUAACAGCAAAUGUUUUAGCGACAGGAUUUGCCACAGCGGUAUCUACACGGUGUUAUUUUUAUGGACCUAUAAGCGGUCAAUAUCGCAUCCCCUGGUAUUUAAAAACUUACUGGGUGUUGUUCAAUGUAGCAACUCCUGUGGCGUUUCUCAUCACAAUUUUCUACUGGACUGUUCUCUUUGAAGCUGGCAUAGAGGAAGAGUUGAACCAUGCCUUGGAUGUAACAGUGCACGGUGUGAAUACUAUAGUGAUGUUCCUCCUUCUGAUGACAUGUUCGCAACCAAAUUACCUGCUUCACGUGUACCAGCCCCUAUUAUUCGCUCUGACUUACUUUUUCUUCAGCCUCUUCUAUUAUUUAGCUAACGGUGUUGACCAAAAAGGUAAUCCAUACAUCUACCCAGUUUUAAAUUGGGAGAAUCCUGGAAAGACAGUUGCAGUGGGCUCUAUAACUGGAGUUCUGCUGAUCGCAUUGUACAUCGUGAUGGUAAGCCUGGCGGCUGCACGGGAUGCCAUCGCCGCCUGCUUCACUCAAUCAUCAGUGACAGUGCACAGCCGAGAAGCAGUACCAUUAUCGGAACCAGCGCAAACUACUGUAUAGACUUUCCAUUUAUUAAACAAUAUAAGUGCAAUAUGAACAAAAUUAAUGUACCUAACAAAUUUAUUUAUUAGGACCUUUUAUUGGUUCUCUAUAUUUUAGCCGAUAUAGAUUUCGUUUACAGAACUCUUGUCACAAAUACAAGUACUCUUAUUUAUGUUAAAAAUUCUUUAAAUAAAUAUUAUAAUAAGAUCCCGUGUAAAUAAUAUUACUAAUUGUACGUUAAAAUUUACCUCUACGUAGAGACAGGAAACUUAUAUUUUAAUAAAUAAAAAAAAUACUUUUGAAACAAUUUCUAAUUAUAGGUCUAGUUGAACCUUAAUAUGUAUAUAUGGUUUAGAUUUAAUCGCAAAUGUUGCAUAAAUUUUCUCUCUUUCUUCUAAAUGACAGUUAGUGUAUAAGAUUUUAUAGGUAUAAA